AUGGGGUUUUUCAGAAAAGUUUCGCAUCAUACUUUGGAAGAAUUAGAUGAAAAACAAUCUAAUACUUUGGAAAGUAAGCAAGUAGAUGCCUUAUUCCUACCAAGUGGUACUACUUCACCAAAUAUUUCGAAAACAAAUACAAGUAAUAAACAGAAAUCAAUAAGAAAUUUGAAGUUUAAAAAAUCAAGUUUAUCGAUAAAGACAAAUAAUACCUCGUUAUCCACUAAUCAACAGACUCGAUUAGAGAUGAAUUCCUCCAAUGAUAAUACAACCAGCAAUACUACAAUGACUAGUCAUUCUAAUAAAUCCUUAAAUAUUCCAAACAGUAAAAACAAUACAUACCUUAAUGUAAACCCCUUCUUACUCAAUUACACCACCAAUUCUAAUGGUAAUGAUGACCGUGAUGAUGACCGUGAUGAUGAUGAUGACACUACACAUUAUACAAAUUCACUCACUUUUGCAACUUAUGAUAGUGUGAAGGAAUCUAGAAAACUACGAAAGGAAUCAGAAAAAAAUGGAGUUCCUUUUAUAAAUGCUAAUGAAGUUUGGAUUAAAAGAAGAAAUUUAUGGACAACAAAAAGUUCUAAUUGCAUAGAUUCAGAAGUUUUAGAAAAAAGAAAUAAAGUUUUUGAAACUAUACCUCCUGGUUAUUAUUCCAGAGUUUAUAAGAAACUGGUAGUAGAUGAUAAACCGUUGUUGGAACCUUUGAAUUUACAAAAUGCAAUUAGAGUUAUUGAUGCUGGCUGGACCGAAACUAAAAAAUGGGAUAACGCUUCUAAAGGAUUGUGCUAA
Henningerozyma blattae CBS 6284 is the source of this 792-nucleotide messenger RNA. RefSeq lists its product as uncharacterized. The transcript has a single exon. The record is from RefSeq and is a predicted model, not a curated record. Bases 1 to 792 code for a protein of 263 amino acids. Lineage: Eukaryota; Fungi; Ascomycota; Saccharomycetes; Saccharomycetales; Saccharomycetaceae.